ACAGAGACUCGGAGGGCGCGGACCUGGAGGAGGCGCCCCGGACGGCGACGCCUCUCGCUCUCGGAGGAAGUUGGCUCUUUAAUUACAGAGCAGGGUCGCCGUCGCAUCAGCUCCGGGAGCGAGCAGCGGGCGCCGGGCGGGCGGCGCUCUGCACACCGGGCCCGCGGCCAUGGGCGGCUCGGCCUCCAGCCAGCUGGACGAGGGCAAGUGCGCCUACAUUCGAGGGAAAACCGAGGCUGCUAUCAAAAACUUCAGGCCCUACUACAGUCGCCAGUACUCCGUGGCUUUCUGCAAUCAUGUGCGCAGUGAAGUAGAACAGCAAAGAGAUUUGACAUCGCAAUUUUUGAAGACCAAGCCACCCUUGGAGCCUGGAACUGUUUUGUAUGAAGCAGAGCUAUCACAGUUUGCUGAAGACCUAAAAAAGUGGAAGGACAGAUACGUUGUGGUUAAAAAUGAUUUUGUUGUGGAGAGCUAUGAGAAUAAAGAGGCCUAUCAGAAAGGAGCUGCUCCUAAAAGCCGAAUUCUUCCCGCUGGUGGAAAAGUACUAACCUCAGAAGAAGAAUAUAAUCUAUUAUCUGACAAGCAUUUCCCAGACCCCCUUGCCUCUAGUGAGAAGGAGAACGCUCAGCCCUUUGUGGUCGUACCAAAGGAGUUUCCUGUAUACCUGUGGCAGCCCUUCCUCAGACACGGCUAUUUCUGCUUCUGCGAGGCUGCUGACCAGAAGAAGUUUAGUGCUCUCUUGAGUGACUGCAUCCGGCAUCUAAACCAUGAUUACAAGAAGCAGACGACCUUUGAAGCCCAAGCCUUUUUGGAAGCUGUGCAGUUCUUCCGACAAGAGAAGGGUCACUAUGGCUCUUGGGACAUGCUCACUGGGGGUGAAGUCCAGGUGUUGAGCAACCUGGUGAUGGAGGAACUCCUGCCAACCCUUCAGACAGACCUGCUGCCGAAAAUGAAGGGGAAGAAGAACGACAGAAAGAGGACCUGGCUCAGUCUCCUCGAGGAGGCUUACAACCUUGUUCAGCAUCAAGUUUCGGAAGGAUUAAGUGCCUUGAAGGAGGAAUGCAGAACUCUGACAAAGGGCUUGGAAGGAACGAUCCGUUCAGACAUGGAUCAGAUCGUGAACUCCAAGAACUUUUUAAUUGGAAAGAUCAAAGCGAUGGUGGCCCAGCUGGCAGAGAAAAGCUGUGCAGAGAGCGUGCAACCGUUUUUGGCGUCCAUUCUGGAGGAGCUCAUGGGACCCGUGAGCUCUGGAUUCAGUGAAGUACGUGCACUCUUUGAAAAAGAAGUGGAUGAACUCAGCCAGAGCUUCCAGACCAGCAAAGACAGUGCCCAGCUAACGGAGCAUCUAGAUCAGCUUAUGAAACUUCCACUGGAUUCUGUGAAGAUGGAAGCUUGUUAUAGUAAAGUGGACCUGCUUCAAGAGCGCCUGCAGGAUCUCAAGAGCCGCUUCAGAUUCCCCCACGUUGAUCUGGUGAUCCAGAGGACGCAGAACUACAUGCAGGAGCUGAUGGAGAAUGCAGCAUUCACUUUUGAGCAGUUGCUUUCCCCACAUCUCCAAGGAGAGGCUUCCAAAACUGCUGUUGCCAUUGAGAAGGUUAAGCUUCGAGUCUUAAAGCAAUACGAUUAUGACAGCAGCACCAUCCGGAAGAAGAUAUUUCAGGAGGCACUGGUUGAAAUUACACUUCCCACCUUGCAGAAGGCACUGGCAUCCACGUGCAAACCAGAGCUUCAGAAGUAUGAGCAGUUCAUCUUUGCAGAUCAUACCAACAUGAUCCAUGUGGAAAAUGUCUAUGAGGAGAUUUUGCAUCAGAUCCUCCUUAAUGAAACCCUGAAAGUGAUAAAGGAAGCUGCUAUCCUGAAGAAACACAACUUAUUUGAAGACAACAUGGCCUUGCCCAGUGAAAGCGUGUCCAGCUUAACAGAUCUAAAAAUCCCCACAGGGUCCAACCAGGCCAGCCCUGCCAGGACAGCCUCUGGCCUUCUGCCAGGAGUCCUGGGUAGUGAGACUCUGAAUAAUGAAGUGUUCCAGGAGUCAGAGGAAAAGCAGCAGCCUGUGGUCCCUAGUCCACUGGCCAAACGAGAAAGCCUUUCUCUGCCUGAUCCCAGCCCUCCCCCAGGUGGGGAUGAGCAGGUGAUCAUUUCAAGAAUGGAGGACCCCGUUGUGAGUCCUGUGGCUGCGGAGGACACGUCAGGACUCGUGGGCACACCUGCAGCACAGCUGGAGUUUGGAGGGACCCCCAAAGAUGAAGAAUCCACCCACGAAGAGCUAAAAUCUGUCUCUGCCUCAGGCUCCUUAAAUGAGCUGAGAAAGUUGUUGACAGAGACCAUUGAGGUCCCUGUCGCAUCUGCUCUAGCAACUGAAAAAGAUACCAAGGAAGAUACCCUUUCUCCUCAAGAAAAUGAAAAAGAAGAUGAAAAAACACAAAUCUGCACAGAGGCCCAGCGGGCAGCUGCCUCCCCUCUGGACAACUGUAAAGAAAGUGAAGCCAGUGAGGGGAAGGCCCAUCCUCCUCCUCUGGAGGCUGAAGCAGGGGCUUGGGAAUUGGGGGAAUUUCCAGAGCCAAGUGGCUCUGCCUCUGAGCCAGCCUGUGGAGGCCUCCCCAAGGCUGACUGCCCAGGCCCCGCAGAGCAGCCAGUGGAGAUCAGGGAGUCAGCAGAGGCUGGGGAGCCAAUGGAGGCCAGGGAGCCAGUGGAGGCUGGGGAGCCAGCGGAGGCCGGGGAGCCAGUGGAGGCCGGGGAGCCAGUGGAGGCUGGGGAGCCAGUGGAGGCCGGGGAGCCAGCGGAGGCCGGGGAGCCAGUGGAGGCCGGGGAGCCAGUGGAGGCUGGGGAGCCAGCGGAGGCUAGGGAGCCAGUGGAGGCCGGGGAGCAGGCAGAGGCAAUAGAGCCAGUGGAGGCUGGGGAGCCAGUAGAGGCCAGCGAGCCAGUGGAGGCUGGGGAGCCCACAGAGAAGGCUUCCACACUGGUCACCCAGGAGGGAGGAGAGGCCGAGUGCACAGUGCAGGGUGAGGUGAUGCUGCAAGAAGGUUGCAUUGUAGGUUCUGACCCCACCUGCCCCAGUGAGAGCCGGGUUUCUGAGGAACAAGAACAGGUCGGAGAGAAGAACAGCCCAGGCAAGGUCAUGGCCAGCACGAAUAAACAGGAGAUUAAGGCUGCUCGUGUUCAUGAGUGCCAGUGGGUAGUAGAGAAUGUUCCCAACACAGAGGUCCUAGUUUCCCAUACAGAGGAUGUAAAGAAGAGAGAAUCUUGUCAGGACAGUUACCCAGAUCAGCCCUUGGAAGAGUGAAAGGGACAGUUUGGCAAAAGUCUUUGACAAAGCUAAUCAAAGGGUUAUAGUUAUGGGUACACUUAGGGGCUGCACGUGAGAUGUUAACCAAAAAAAAAGAUUUGUUAAUUAUUUUCUUAAUGUGAAUACGAAAACCAGAGGAAAUGAAUGCAGACAGCCCCCUUCUGUAGGACUGAACUGUUCUACCACCAGUGAUUGCUUUAGUGUUUUAAUAGGCAUUACAAAGGCAAUGAGGAGCUUGGGCGGGGGAGCCGAGAGUGCUGAGGGAGGGAGUGAAACUGCAGUGAAGGCUGUGAAAACAGCACAGUUUUCAAUAUACUCUGCACAUUUUGAUGGUGUGACACUUACACACUUUAAGGCUUUUUAAUUUCAUAUAUGAAUCUAAUGUAUACUGUAACUCUAGCUUCAUCAUCUACUAUACCAAAGUCACUAUCUCUUAGGGACUCAGCAUUUGUUCACAGUCUGGGUCCAAGAAAAGAGCAGUUCAUGAGCAGUCUCCCCUGCUGUGUGCGCCCCACCACCUGUCACACCCAGACCACAAGAGAAGGCUGACGGAAGUGAAGGGAGGGAGGAAGGUGUGGCCUGCAGGCGUGUGUGGCUUGUUACUAAUUCUGCUAUCACUUUCUUUUUAAUUAAUCUUGUUGAUUCUUAUUAAUUAAUAUCCUUUUAAAGAAAUUCAGAUGAGGCAGGAAAAUUUCAUUGUUGUAUAUGAGCCCAAACGCAUUCCAAAUUAGCCUUAGACUGUGCAAAGGGCUUAGCUGUAAGUUAUCAAGCUUAAAGCCUACCAAUUAAACAAACAUUAUUUGAACAGCAACUCCUUGCCACGUACUGUGUUUGGCGUAAUUAAAAAAAAAAAAAAAGGUGCUGAUUCUAGUGAUUCUAGUAUGAAUUAAAAGGUCCCAGGGAAUUUGAUCUAGAAGAGAAAACAUGCUAAUUUUCAAACUAUGAUGGUUUUGUUCUCUUUCUGUUCAAAUAGUCCUGGUUCAUUCCUAGAAGGCAACAAAAUGAAUAAAUGAAUAAAUAGGUGGAGACAAAAAUUAAGGUAUAUACCAUCAAGUUUCAAAAAUGUUACCCAAAAUAGAAAUCAUUCUUUGGUCAUUCAACAAGUUACUUGAGUUCCGGUACUAAGCUCUGGGGAUACCAUGGUGAAGAGGAUGCUGUUUCUUCCUCCUGGAACUUACAUUUUCAUGGAAAUAGACACAAAUACAUGUUCUAAAUUGAUCAUGACCUUUAAUCAUUAAUGAUAAAGAUGAAAUGAACUUACUUGCAAAAGAUUAAAAAACAUUGCUCUAUUUAUUGUCCGUCAGAAAAAUACUAGAAAAAAAAAAAACAGAAAAGAAAAA
This is a messenger RNA of Nycticebus coucang (slow loris), 4626 nucleotides long. It is a transcript of the gene NIBAN1, whose product is annotated as niban apoptosis regulator 1. The transcript has 14 exons. NCBI's taxonomy places the organism in Eukaryota, Metazoa, Chordata, Mammalia, Primates, Lorisidae. The coding region runs from base 170 to 3283 and encodes 1037 amino acids. The record is from RefSeq and is a predicted model, not a curated record.